UAGUGAGCAAACAGUGACCGACAUAUUCGGGAUUUACAGAAGAGCUCGUCCAGUGCAUGUGUUUGUCUGCGAGUCCACCGCGACCUCCACCCGGUAAGCCCCGCAGAGAGCACAGUCAUGGCGCCCUUGUCGUCACCCCUGGCGUCUCUCCUGAAGCACAAGGACUUUCUACAGAAGGCGUCUCUCUUCUGUAAUGUAUUACAGAGUUUACACCAUCCGCCAUUCACACCUCUCGUAUGGAAACGGAAUUUCGGUGCAGUAGCGCAUGGGGUCGGUAAACUCCUGUCACACCAACCAAGAAGCACAAACUACGCAGCAUGUGUGUGCAGCAGCUCUGCAGACGGGCAGGUCAUGACCGAGAGGCUCAGGUCUGUUUACAAUGAGACCAAAAGGCAGACUGGAGAUUUGAUCCCAGCCAUUACCGCCAAUGCAGUCAACCCUGACACCAUUUUUGCCAACAAUGAGAUGAGCCUCCGAGACACAGAGGUCUAUGGCUUCGACUAUGACUACACCCUGGCGUUUUAUUCCAGGAACCUCCACACCCUGAUCUUCAACAUAGCACGGGAUAUUCUUAUCACUAACCACAGGUAUCCAGAGGGUCUGCGAGAUUAUGAGUAUAUUCCUAAUUUUGCCGUGAGAGGACUUCACUAUGAUGUGCAGAAGGGACUGCUGAUGAAGAUAGAUGCUUUUCACUACAUCCAGUUGGGAACUGUGUACAGAGGUCUGGAUCCAGUUCCUGAUGAGGAAGUAAUUGCCAUGUAUGAAGGUUGCCAUGUACCUCUAGAGAACAUGAGCGACUUCUAUGGCAAGAGCUCCCAUGGCCAAACCAUGAAGCAGUUCAUGGACAUUUUCUCCCUGCCUGAGAUGACCCUGCUGUCCUGUGUCAACGACUUCUUCAUGAGGCACAAUAUCGACUAUGAGCCAGUGCAUCUCUACAAAGACGUGAAGGAAGCCAUUAGAGAUGUUCACGUCAAAGGCAUUAUGUACCGCGCAGUGGAGGCAGAUAUCGGGAAAUACAUUUGCUAUGGUGAGCAGAGCCAUGCUGUUCUGAAGAAGCUGGCUGAGCAUGGAAAAAAGAUGUUCCUCAUUACCAACAGCCCAUUUGACUUUGUGGAUCGAGGAAUGAACUUUAUCGUAGGGAAGGACUGGCGGGACCUGUUUGAUAUUGUCAUCGUUCAGGCCGACAAACCGGGUUUCUUUAACGACAGGAGGAAACCUUUCAGACGAGUGACAGACAAAGGUGCACUGCUGUGGGACAGGAUUCACAAGUUGGAGAAAGGGAAGAUCUACAAACAGGGAAACCUUUAUGAGUUCCUGAGACUCACCGGCUGGGGAGGAUCCAAAGUGCUCUACUUUGGUGAUCACAUCUACAGUGACUUGGCAGAUCUGACUCUGAAACAUGGCUGGAGGACGGGCGCCAUCAUCCCUGAGCUGAGGAAGGAGAUUAAGAUCAUGAACACAGAGGAGUACAUGCACAUGAUGGCCUGGCUACAGGCGCUGACUGGACUUAUUGAACAGAUGCAGGUUCACAGGGAUCCAGCAUCUCAAGCUGUCGUGGAGGAGUGGAUCAGCGAGAGAGAAGACAUGAGAGCACAGACGAAGGACAUCUUCAACCCUCAGUUCGGGAGUCUCUUCCGGACGUACCACAACCCCACCUACUUCUCACGCCGACUCUCACGCUUUGCUGACAUCUACAUGCCCUCCAUCAGCUGCUUGCUCAACUAUGACUUCCAGCACACCUUCUUCCCUCGCCGCACCCCCCUGCAGCACGAGUCCCCCUUCUGGCCUGAACACAGUCCUACUGGUGUUCCCCGGUCAGCUCCGGGGACUAAAGCAGAGUCCGAUUAGAGAGAAAGAGAGGGAGAUAUCAUUGAAAAAUCAUCUCCAUUGCUGAUCUAUUUAUAAAAAUAAAAAAAAAUUAUUAGGAUUUUAGAAGAUGCCACACAAGUACAAUUGGAAACAAUCAUGGUAAUAUGUAUUAGACUAGUUAGAUAUUUCCUCUCAAACUAUUCAGGAGGAGCAGUGGAUGCAGUUCUCAUUUCAAAGAUGGUGAACAUGUUUUUUAAUUGCACAGAAUUGAAGACAUUGAAUGCACUGAUAUUUUUAGGUUUACGUAUAUGUGUUACUGUUGGACUGUGUGUUUGUCUUGAGUGUGUUUGAGAGAAAGGGCUGCAUUUACACAGUCUAAACAAUAAGGGGCAGUCACACAUCAUGUCUACCAAGGCAAGGCAAGGCAAGGCAAGUUUAUUUAUAUAGCACUUUUCAACACAAGGCAAUUCAAAGUGCUUUACAAAAAAUGAAAGAGAUUAAGAAAAUGGCAUUUAAAAUCAGUCAUUAAAAAGAAAAGCUAAUAAAAUAAACAUUAAAAGAAAAAAUACAUGGAUAAAAGUUACAGUGCUGUCAAUUAAACAUUAAAAGAAAAAAGUACAUGGAUAAAAGUUACAGUGCAGUCUAAGAUAUGAAUAGUUCAAUUAAAAGCAGCGACAAAAAGAAAAGUCUUCAGCCUGGAUUUAAAAGUAGUCAGAGUUGCAGCGGACCUGCAGGUUUCUGGGAGUUUGUUCCAGAUAUUUGGAGCAUAAUAACUGAACGCUGCUUUACCAUGUUUAGUUCUGACUCUGGGGACAGAAAGCUGACCAGUCCCUGAAGACCAAGGACCUUUGUUGCAUCAUUUCUUCCCUCUCUUAUUACUUUGCUUUUCUGCUCUUUGCAUCUGUUACAAGAGACUGACGGUGAAAUAGUAAUGCUAGACAUUUCCAUAACAAACUUUGUUGCCUUACGGCCCGUCCACACAGCGGCGUUGGUUCUGCCCAUUCACUUUGAAUGGGGUGAGGUCACUUUUCGCCGAACUGCAUUGUGGGAAGCAGAGCGGAGCUUUCCUGGCGUUUCAGGCUGCAAAAGUUGAGCAAUGUUCAACUUUUGAAUCUUCUGAAGCUUUCGGUGGAAGCGUCAGCCAAUCAAUUCAUAUGCCAGUACAAGCUCUAGCCAAUCAAACCGCUGCUUGUGUGUCAGGGGCGGGAGAUUUAUGUGAUUGGUUGUUGGUCGAGCUUCAGACACGCCCGCCGGCAAGCUUUUUCCAAAGCCGCUGUGUGGACGGGCCAUUACUCUCUUUUUUCACAUUACUACAAUGUGUUUAUUUUUGUUACAACCACAUGUUCUCUAUGGUAAUCAAUAUUUUCAAAUGUUUUGCACCUGAGUUCAUUUCAUUUUGAGCUGCCGGCCAUGCUGCACAUUUAGGUUCAGAGAUCUCUGUAUUUGAUUGUCUGAACUCGUUUCUUACACCACAGCCACAGUGCUGAGAAAUGUUCAUAUUUUCAGGAAGAAAUAGAUAAUUGUUGCUAUAUUUAGCACAGGAGUUGCUAUUUGAUCUGUAUGGUGUUCAGAUCUGUGGGACCCGUUUUAAUUAUUUAGUUAAAGAAAAAUGAUAUGAUAAAUUAUUUUUUCAAACCCACACUCAA
Messenger RNA from Gymnodraco acuticeps, 3455 nucleotides. RefSeq names its product 5'-nucleotidase domain containing 3 (gene nt5dc3). The coding region runs from base 118 to 1848 and encodes 576 amino acids. The transcript is spliced from 14 exons. Lineage: Eukaryota; Metazoa; Chordata; Actinopteri; Perciformes; Bathydraconidae. Gene Ontology annotation, molecular function: 5'-nucleotidase activity. The record is from RefSeq and is a predicted model, not a curated record.